CUACUGCCUCUUUAGUACCCCCUGCUGCAGAGAAGGAAAAUUACACCGGGAUCCAUGCAGCCUGCAAUGAUGAUGUUUUCCAGUAAAUACUGGGCAAGAAGAGGGUUUUCUCUGGAUUCAGCGCUGCCCGAAGAGCAUCAGCUACUUGGCAGCUUAACUGUUUCUACCUUUCUGAAGCUAAAUAAAGCUAGCUCCGGCAAAAGUGAUGAUAAAAAAGGCAACAAGGGCAGCAGCAAAAGUGAAACCGCUACUGAAAGUGGCAAGACGGCGGUUGUGUUCUCCUUGAAAAACGAAGUGGGUGGACUGGUCAAAGUGCUGAAACUCUUUCAGGAAAAGCAUGUCAACAUGCUUCACAUCGAGUCCAGGAGGUCCCGGCGAAGGGGUUCGGAGGUGGAGAUCUUCGUGGACUGCGAGUGUGGCAAAACGGAAUUCAACGAGCUCAUUCAGUUGCUGAAAUUUCAAACGACAAUUGUGACGCUGAACCCGCCGGAGAACAUUUGGACAGAGGAAGAAGAGCUAGAGGAUGUGCCCUGGUUCCCCCGGAAGAUCUCUGAAUUAGACAAAUGCUCUCACAGAGUUCUCAUGUAUGGUUCUGAGCUUGAUGCUGAUCACCCAGGAUUUAAGGACAAUGUCUAUCGACAGAGAAGAAAGUAUUUUGUGGAUGUGGCCAUGAGUUAUAAAUAUGGCCAGCCCAUCCCCAGGGUGGAGUACACGGAGGAAGAAACUAAAACCUGGGGUGUUGUGUUCCGGGAGCUCUCCAAACUCUACCCGACUCACGCUUGCCGGGAGUAUUUGAGAAACUUCCCUCUGCUGUCUAAAUACUGCGGCUACCGGGAGGACAAUGUGCCUCAGCUCGAAGACGUCUCCGUGUUUCUGAAAGAAAGAUCUGGCUUCACGGUGAGGCCGGUGGCUGGAUAUCUGAGUCCCCGAGACUUUCUGGCAGGACUGGCCUACAGGGUGUUCCACUGCACCCAGUACAUCCGACAUGGCUCGGACCCCCUCUACACCCCAGAACCGGACACGUGUCACGAACUGCUGGGACAUGUUCCACUACUUGCAGAUCCUAAGUUUGCUCAAUUUUCACAAGAAAUAGGCCUGGCGUCUCUGGGAGCAUCAGAUGAAGAUGUUCAAAAACUUGCCACGUGCUAUUUCUUUACAAUUGAGUUUGGCCUUUGCAAGCAAGAAGGGCAACUGCGGGCAUACGGAGCAGGACUGCUUUCUUCCAUUGGAGAAUUGAAGCAUGCUCUUUCCGACGAGGCUCGCGUGAGAGCCUUCGACCCAAAGACGACGUGCUUACAGGAGUGCCUUAUCACCACCUUCCAAGAAGCCUACUUUGUUUCGGAAAGUUUUGAAGAAGCCAAAGAAAAGAUGAGGGACUUUGCAAAGUCCAUCACCCGCCCCUUCUCAGUAUACUUCAACCCCUACACACAGAGUGUGGAAAUUCUGAAGGACACCAGGAGCAUUGAAAACGUGGUGCAGGACCUCCGCAGCGAUCUGAACACCGUGUGUGAUGCCUUGAACAAAAUGAACCAGUAUCUGGGGAUCUGACGCCUGGGACCAGCGUUGUUGCCAGCGUCGUCUGUUGGGGGCUUAGUGUCAAUGUCAUAUAAGACCAAUAACUUUCUGUGUCAUGGCUUGGCUAGUAGGCAUGCAAUUACGUGUAUCUCUACCUACUUGUAACUUCCUGUGCUAGUGACAGGUCACCACUCAUCAUAUGAAAGAUUGUAAUACGUUUAAAUGUCUUAAAUCGGUUUGACAUUCCUGCUUAGUGUCUUUAACCAAAUUGCAUCUAUUUAAAAUUUGUAACGCGCAGCCCUCUUAGGAUUCUAGGUUUUGACCUCCUCUUUCUCAGAUCGGCCAUUAGAUACAAUGAAAAGAGCGGUGUCACUGUUUCCGUUUGCCAUAGUUCUGAUACCGAUAUCCCGCAGCAUCACUGGAGAUAAACCCAGAACCGUAUGAAACAUCCCAUCACAUUAACAAGGAUUCACUAUUCUGUUUCAGAAAUUGUUGAGGUAACACACUAGCAGUGGUUCUCAACCUUCUCAAUGCCAUGA
This is a messenger RNA of Molossus molossus (Pallas's mastiff bat), 2054 nucleotides long. It is a transcript of the gene TPH2, whose product is annotated as tryptophan hydroxylase 2. NCBI's taxonomy places the organism in Eukaryota, Metazoa, Chordata, Mammalia, Chiroptera, Molossidae. Gene Ontology annotation, cellular component: neuron projection. Gene Ontology annotation, molecular function: iron ion binding; tryptophan 5-monooxygenase activity. The record is from RefSeq and is a predicted model, not a curated record. The transcript is spliced from 11 exons. Gene Ontology annotation, biological process: aromatic amino acid metabolic process; serotonin biosynthetic process. The coding region runs from base 55 to 1548 and encodes 497 amino acids.